Molecule: messenger RNA, 2452 nt
Organism: Budorcas taxicolor (takin)
Lineage: Eukaryota; Metazoa; Chordata; Mammalia; Artiodactyla; Bovidae
Gene: TFB1M
Product: transcription factor B1, mitochondrial
Exons: 7
Coding region: 36-1040 (334 amino acids)
Biological process (GO): transcription initiation at mitochondrial promoter; rRNA methylation
Cellular component (GO): mitochondrial matrix
Molecular function (GO): mitochondrial transcription factor activity; rRNA (adenine-N6,N6-)-dimethyltransferase activity
Source: RefSeq, a predicted model, not a curated record
UCCGGCGUGAGACCUGUACUGCCAGGCCGGGGUUCAUGGCUUCCUCCAGGACGCUCGGCACUUUCCGUCUCCCGCCGUUGCCCACGAUUCGAGAAAUCAUUAAGUUGUUUAGACUGCAAGCCGUGAAGCAGCUAUCCCAGAAUUUUCUUCUGGACUUGAGGCUGACAGAUAAAAUUGUAAGGAAAGCUGGCCAUCUGACAAAUGCUUAUGUAUAUGAAGUGGGCCCUGGGCCUGGGGGAAUCACAAGAUCCAUUCUCAAUGCCGGUGUUGCUGAACUUCUGGUGGUUGAAAAGGAUAGUCGAUUUAUUCCUGGAUUACAGAUGCUUUCUGAUGCAGCACCUGGAAAACUGAGAAUUGUCCAUGGAGAUGUCUUGACAUUUAAGAUAGAAAGGGCGUUUCCGGAAAGUCUCAAAAGACAGUGGGAGGAUGAUCCUCCAAAUGUACAUAUUAUUGGAAAUCUGCCUUUUAGUGUAUCAACCCCACUGAUUAUCAAAUGGCUUGAAAAUGUUUCUCAAAGAAAUGGACCAUUCACAUAUGGUAGAACCCGGAUGACACUGACUUUUCAAAAGGAAGUGGCAGAGAGACUUACAGCUACUACUGGAAGCAAACAGCGAAGUCGCCUCUCCAUUAUGGCCCAGUACCUCUGCGACGUUCAGCACAUCUUGACAAUUCCAGGUCAGGCUUUUGUCCCCAAACCAGAGGUGGACUCGGGCGUGGUGCACUUCACCCCACUGCCCCGGCCCAGGAUCGAGCAGCCCUUCAAGCUGGUGGAGAAGGUGGUUCAGAAUGCUUUUCAGUUCCGAAGGAAAUACUGCCAUCGAGGGCUCGGAAUGUUAUUCCCUGAAGCUCAGCGAUUAGAAAGCACAGGAAAACUGUUAGAGUCGGCAGAUGUGGACCCGACUCUCCGACCUACCCAACUCACUGUCUCACAUUUUAAGAGCCUCUGCGAUGUGUACCGAAAAAUGUGUGAUGAAGACCCACACCUCUUUGCUUACAAUUUCAGAGAAGAACUCAGGCAAAAGUCAGAAAAAAGAGGAUGACAAGGAGAGCUGCAGACUGUAGCUGCUACUUCAGGGGCUGCCAGCCUGCCAGGUGUUGAACUUCUCAUAUGUGCUCACGGCUGUGACUUACUCCCCUUUUACAGCUUGGUAAAGAGAAUAAAUAUCAAGUAAGAUACAGUACAAGCUUUAAUAUACAUAUAUAUAGUGCAUAGAUGUGACAUGUUUAGUAUAAACAGCAUCUAUUACAACCUUACAAAAAUGAAGUCUCUGCACAUUGUACCCCUAACCCACAUUAGAAUAAUUUAAAUAUGCUUUAAAUAAAGUGAAACCUAAUAGUUGAAAGAAAGUAUUGGAGAAAAAAUGACCUUUUAAAAGCUAUUAAUCACAACUUCCCCACUUUUUUCUACAUAAAUUAGAAUGCAUUCGUCUUAAGGAUUCUAAAUCAUUUUGAUACCUGCUCAAAAGGGAUAUAAACUAAGUAAUUUACAAAUUCUGACCAGUUUAAGCUAGUUUUCUGAUCCACAAUAAAUUAAAAUAACUUAAGUCUUUACAGCUAUUUGUGGGAAAAUGUAUCCUGCACAAAACCUAAUGAAUAGUGUUUCUGCAAUUUUCAUUUCGCCACCAGUUUAAAAGUGAAACCAGCAAUGUAACCCGUAUCUGGGUUGGACUGUGCUAGGACUUUCCAUGGCUCUCUGUUUCAUAAAAGCACUCUUCGUUGACAACCGACGUUAAGCUCUGGACACUGAAUUCUCGCUCGAGGACAGAGCUGAGAUCAAGGUUGGCGUUUCCAGGAUGACUGUCCAGGGACUGGUGACGCGUCUGCGCCUUCAGCAGGGUGCCCCUGUCCCGCUUGGUGCUGUUGGCCUUGCGUUUGAUGGCGCAGAAGUGCCCCCGCACCAGCUUGGGCUGCCCAUCCUUGCCGGGCGGCUCUUCAGCCGGGUGAGCGUCGGGGUCCUCAGAGAUCCUCAGUCUCUGGAACUGGAUCUCAAUGUCUUUGGUGGGGCUGCCCCGCCUCCGAGCCUGGGGGUAGUCCUCCUCCUCGUCGCUCAGAAUGUCGCUCUCUUUGAUGAGACUGUCGGAGAAGUCGGCCAGGCCCGAGUGGGGGUGCUGCUGGGUGUCCUGCCUGCUCCCGGCAGGGGGGCAGCCGCUGCUCUGGGUGCUGCUGCUCAGGCUGCCCUCGUCCGAGUCCAGGGAGCUGCCCUUGCCUGGCUCCCCCGGCCACUCGCUGCUGGAGGAAUUCUUAAGGACUUUUAAGGACCUGGAUGAAGCUGCAAUGAGAAAAGCACACGUUCCCUUAUGACGGAGGAACUGAUUCUGAAUGUGUAAUGUUGGCUUUGGAGGUUAUGAGAGUUAACAUCUUAAUUAAAAUUUUUUCAUUUCACUUCAGUUACCAACUGUCCUGGGACUUGAGCAAAAAAAAAAAAAAAUGUAGAUACUGCAAAUAUGGACCU